This is a messenger RNA of Acanthaster planci (crown-of-thorns starfish), 13112 nucleotides long. RefSeq names its product exportin 5 (gene xpo5). Gene Ontology annotation, biological process: RNA export from nucleus; protein export from nucleus. Gene Ontology annotation, molecular function: RNA binding; small GTPase binding; nuclear export signal receptor activity. The record is from RefSeq and is a predicted model, not a curated record. Gene Ontology annotation, cellular component: nucleus; cytoplasm; RNA nuclear export complex. NCBI's taxonomy places the organism in Eukaryota, Metazoa, Echinodermata, Asteroidea, Valvatida, Acanthasteridae.
CCCAUGGGAAUGAGGUUGUAUCUUUGGUGCUGCGCUGCACCAACGGCAGAUCACGCGUGCAAGCUGCAUGCUAUGAGUAGGGGUCGCACUAGUCCUAGUGGUACUAGUCCGGCCGUGCACGUGCCUAGACGUGUGGUAAGAAAGCGAACAGGAUGGACGGAGAAGUGAUAAGCUGGUGUUCUAAGCUAACCGAGUCGGUUAAUGCUGCAAUGGAUCCCAUAGUAGGUCAAGAGAGUCGCAUGCAGGCUUAUCAGCUUUGUGAAGAGUUUAAAACAUCUGCUCCAUAUUCUCUCUGCAUUGCUUGUGGUCAGCUGCUUGCCUCUGUCAGUAACUCAACAGUUGUUCGUCACUUUGGUCUUCAGCUUCUGGAAAAUUGUGUCAAGUUUCGAUGGAUCAGUUCAAGCCCUUCCGAAAAGCUUUCUUUGAAAGAGUUUGUGUUGAGCUAUUUCCACAAUGGGACGCACCAUCUUCUUGAGGAACAAAUGUGUAUCAAAGAUGGCUUGUCUCGCAUCAUGGUGGAAAUGAUAAAGAGAGAAUGGCCACAGAAUUGGCCUUCAUUGAUGUCUGAAUUGAACACACUUUGUUCUCUUGGGGAUACCCAAACAGAGCUAGUACUACUUGUAUUGCUGCGUUUGGUAGAGGAUGUUGUCACCUUUCAGAGUCUUCAGACAAGUCGUAGAAGAGAUGUCCUGCAAGCCUUGACAUCUCACAUGGCCGAACUUUCCACAUUCAUGAUACAACUGCUCAAACAUCAUGUACAGACUUAUAGACAACUGCAUAGCAAUUCAUCUGGCUCGGAGACGCAGCUUGCAAGCUCCAUCCGAGUUUCUCAGGCAGUAUUAUUGACACUGACUGGAUAUGUUGACUGGAUUGCACCUCAACACAUUUUUGCUGACAACAACGCAUUGCCAUCAAUGCUCUAUUCCUUACUCACAAUACAAGAGUUGAAACUUGCUGCAGUAGAGGUGCUUCAGCUAAUUGUAAACAGAAAGGGCAAACCAGAAGAAAGGCACCCCCUUCUUGUUUUGUUCAGUGCAGAUGCUAUCAAGACCAUCCUUGCAGCAGCCCAAAAUGCUUGUGCAGCCGGAUUGGAUGAGGAGAAUUAUAUCUUCUUGAAACGACUGUGUCAUGUCCUUACUGGCCUAGGUGCUCAGCUCUGCAUCUUAUGGGGUUCAGGUAUAAAGGAUAUUGGUCGACCUGAAAGAUUUCAAGAUUUCCUUGAGGCCUUAAUGGCUUUCCUGGGCCAUCCAAGCAUGCAUUUGUGUUCCAUGAUUGUGCCUCUUCUGUCAGCAUUCUUCCGUCAUGAUCAGAUCUCCAGAGAUGAAAGCCUUCUUGGAUUAGUGCCGCAGAUAUUGCAGAUAUUAAUUGCAAAACUACAGAAGGUUGGUUACCCAUCAAGGGAGGACUCGCCUACCUGCACCUACUCCCGGCUAGAUUAUGACAGUGACGAGGAAUUCUCCUAUAGUUUUGCUAUUCAUCGCACUCAUCAGACAGAAUUAGUGCGUCUCAUCACAGAUCACUGCCCACUCUUGGCUUUUCAAGCAGCUUGUGAUUGGCUGAGGGAAGUCAUAGUGUCACCCAUCACUGUUGAACCAGGAAGAGAUGCCUGUACGCAGCACUCGCCAUCCUACAUACAUUGGGAUGCUCUGACCUGCUUCUUGGAAAAUGUACUUGGCAGACUUUUUCAAAGUGAUGGGUUGAGCAAACUCACCCCACAGCUAGCACAACUUUUGCAGAUGACUCUCGCAUUUCAAACUGAGGACCCUACUCUCCUUUCCUGUGUAUUGUCUACUGUUUCAACAUUGUUUCCAGUUGUAAAAGAAAAACAAGAGCUUGUGAAUACUUUUCUUGAUAAGAUGUUUUCAGCGGCUGUAUUCUCACUGCCUGGACAAACAAAGAAGACGAGGACACGACCUGUACAGAAUGUCCGUAGACAUGCAUGCUCUGCCUUGGUGAAGAUUUGCCGAGACAACUCAGAGUUCAUGGUGCAUUUCUUUGAUCAACUCUAUGGCCGUAUCAAGCUUUUGAAUGAAGAUCAGGACCAACUGACGCAGUUGGAGAAAAGUACUCUGAAUGAAGUACUUAUUUUGCUGAGCAACAAAUUUAAACAUCUAGAAAAGCAGAGUGCUCUGAUACAGGAGAUUAUGGAACCAGUCAGAAUUGUGUGGAUGGCAGAUCCUAUGAAAGAAGUUCUGGGGAAUGAAGAAAGGUUUCUAGAGCACAUUGGGCUGUGCAAAACUCUUCCAUGUUCACUGGACGAUAAACAAGGAGCAAACAGGGCAACUAUAUUGGCAUGCUUGGCUACAAUGAUGGCUGUAAUGAAAAGGACUAAAUGGUCACAUAAUUCACAGGAAGUGCUUGGAGAUGAUGUAUCUGCAUCCUGUAGUAGUGCCAUCGUGUAUCAUGAUCCAUGUUUUCUCUUUGUAUUGCCGUUACUGGAUAAUGUCCUUGCCUUAAUGAGGACGAUGAAUGGAAUGUGGUCUCCAGAAAGCAGAGCUAGAAUCCCAGUUGAGUUCUCCAAAGUCUUUGAUAUUCCAGAUAAUGAUAAAACUGCUGUUUUAGGUUUGACUCAGCCAUCGUCAGAUAACUAUGAACUUCCGGCAAACAGGUCCACUACUGAGAAAAUACAAGGCUUCCUUUCAACCGCUCAAGAGCACUGUUGCCAUGUCCUGGCCAGUGCAUGCGACAACAUGGGACACAAGUUGUAUGCCUCCCGCCCCUUCACUGAACAUCUUGUACAGUCUAUGGCUUUGUUGCUGAAUCAUGCACCUGACAACAGACUUCGACCCGUUAUUCGUGUGUUCAUGAAGUCACUAGUCCUGCACUGCCCUGCAGAUUGCCAUGGUGAUGUUUUACUGCCAGUGUUACAUUACUUGGGUGACUUCAUGCUUCAAAGACUUACCUGUGCAUGGGAUGUUGUUAACAAACGGAUCGACAUGGGGGAGGAUUCUGAGACCAGAGAAUCAAACCAGGAAUCACAGGAGAUUAUAGAUGAGAUGUUUCUGCGACUCAUCACAAGGGACUAUCUGGAUCUUCUGAGUAGUGUUUUCAAGAAGAAGAAUGGGGGUACAGAUGCUAGUGAGGGUUAUAUCAUGGAGGAAAUGAUGGAGUCUGAUUCUGUAACAUCUGAGGAAGUGGGCCAUAAAAUGACAGAGUCAGAACAACUCGGUGAACUUGGCAAGAUGAUACUUCAAGAUGAGUCUCUCUGUAAAAGUAUGGUCGUGUGCGUCUAUUCAUCACUGUCAUGGAAUGAUACACAGACAUGUGUUAAAUCACUCAACAUUUGCUGGCCAAUAUUGCAACAGAUCGUGGAAAAACCCAUCACUCUUGGUGCUGCCAAGUAUCUGUUCACUUGUCUUCUGCUUGGUCUUCAAGUCCAUGGACAACAUGACACUUGUCUGGCAUUGCUGGUUCAAAAGACCUUCCAACACUACGAAUCUUUGCGGCCUAGAUUCGAUGUCCUCCAAGAAGUGAUGUUACAGAUACCAGGAGUCACACAAGAGGCUCUUCAGACUUUCGAUCGUCGCUUUAUAUUCAAAGAAGAUCACAAGAAACUUACCAGUGAAAAAAGUAGACGAGACAACUUUAAGAAACUAAUUGGUGGAAUAAUUGGGAGGCACAUUGGUCAAAUGUUCAAGAGAGAGAUCAUUAUAACAGACCUAAGACCUGUGGGAAAGCCAGUGAAGCACAAAAACACAUCAGAUGAGCCAGAAAGAACGGAUAUUGGUCUCGUAGCCUUGUUUGCUCACGAUUCAUGAAUGUAUUGAUAUGCAUAUGGCUAGUUAUUCUGUGAAUGACCUUUUUUGCUAAACUUGAAUAACAUUCAUCUUUAGGCCAUUGACACCCCCCAAGCUAAAUGAUGUCCAACUUUCCCUAAAAGUUGUCCAUUUUGUGUGUCCUGUAGAGUUGGACCUAGUUCUUAUGUAUUGGACUUGCUUUAAUAAGGUUUCCUUUGGGAGUUUAGCUGUAUAUCUUUCAAUCAUUCAUCCAUUCAUCUCUACAUAUAUCCCAGUACUUUCAACAAAUUGUGAUGCCACAGUGGAUGGAUUCAAUAGUUCAAAAGUUCAUUGUGCAUUCUUGGCCUUGACUCAGUUCUCAUUGCUUCUCCGUCAGCUUUCUGUAAGAGUGAGCAGUGUUUCUUCUUACUAUUGUUAUUAUUUCAUAGCCACUGUUAAGAACAGAUUUUUCUUAAAGUGAUAAGCAACAUCUUUAAGGCCUUAUUUUGUGCAGAAGCAAUUUUUGAGUCACAAUGACAACAGGUUUUUUUUUCCGGAGAGAUAUUGCACUCGUAAUAGUUUAUUUCUCUGACUUCAUAUUUUUCUAGCCUGGACUUCCAUUUGCUAAUAUUUCAUACUCAUCUGGAGUAAAUGUUGCCUUUAGCAUUUAAGUCUUUGUACAUGCAUUAUUAGUCUGGCUCUGUUAUCCUUGUGCUCUCAGUUGGUAGCAGUCUUUUGUUUGUGCUUAAGUGAAAUGCUGUCAUAGCUGUACUUAUGCAUCUCUGCUUAGAAAUUAUUAUAGGGGACUAGAAGUCAUUCUUGUUAGUGUCUUUGACAUCAUGAAAAUACUAGGACGUUACUAUAAUCAUAGACAAUGCCAUAAAACAGCACCUGUGAAGUCACACAACUCCACCAUUGUGGUACAGAACUGAUAACAGACCACGGGUGGAUCCCAGGUGGGCUUGCCCCCCACCCUCACACACACCCCAACACACAAAUCAAGUAAUGAAAAGACAAAAAAAGGUGGGGGAAGAAACACAGAGGGGAGGGUCCCAGCCCCAUAAAUGUGACAGUCAUACAAAACAACAGUUCUGCUUCCAGUGACCGGACCUCCCUAAGUUUGCAGCCACAUUAUUAAGACAUCAGUAAGUGGAAGUCUCCAGGCUAAUGAAAUAUGGAAAUAUCCAAAUCACCUUUGAUUUGAGGGGUCAAAAUGUAAUGUUAUCUUGUUUAUAGAUAAUAUUUUUCAGUUGCCAUUUGUCUGAAAUUUUUGCCCGUUAGAGCUCCCUAAUAGUGACUGCCUUGUCUUUGAUGCAGCUCACAGCAUGAUUUAGAUCUAUCUCUGUAAAAAAAAAAAGUUCACUUUUUUGGCCUACCGUUCUCGUACUUGAUAUUUGGAAGUGUCCUCUCUUUUUUCCUUUUUAUUUUCACUAAAUGAAAGUUUGCUGAAGCAGACAAUGCUUGUACUGAGUUUCCCAUAACUUAGAGUAGAAACCACUGGAGAAGUACACUUUAUGUUUAAGUUUGAUGCUACAGUAAGUAUAAAACAAAAUUUUGAGGUUCCAGUGUGAAAGAGGGCCCAGUUUUUCCUUAAAUCUAAUUUGUCAAUAUGAUACAUUUUAAUUUGAAAAUGGUAAGAAAAAAUUGAGCAUGCAAGUGAAAUUAAGAUUUGGCUUAAUUAUUAAUGUAAGGCAUUAACUUAAAUAACAAAUUUGUUAAAAUGAAAUUAAAACUAUUGUCGAAGUAAUUUUUAAACCUCUCUGUGUUUUCCUGACCAUUUCUGGUUAAAAGGGAUUAAUUUGAUUUGCUUUGAAUGCAGUGGCAGUGAUCUGUUAUAAAUGUUUUGUGCAAUUAGGACUUAAGUCUGUGCCCAAAACUUGGUUUAGUGUUACAGCUAACUCCAUUCUCAUGCUUUAAAAUCUUAAGCAGUGUUGGCAGCCCAGUACUGUGGUACACAUCUGUAGUGUUUUUUGGCGGCCGACUCGCCCCAUCUUCGACUGGACUUACUCCGACAGGUUGUCAAGGUAUCUUGUUGGCCUCCGCAAAGCACUAGCGGGGUUAAGUAAGGGAACUGUCCCAAAAAAACGGCACUUUGGUUGGUCAGUUCUUCGGGUUGUCCUUGUAAGUUCGGAUUCGUCUUGCAGAGCUUGUGUGGUGUCAAAGGGCAAUUGAGGACUGAUGUGCGUAUGAGCCAGGGCUGGGUGAUACCAAAUUGCUAAAAAAGGGGUGCUCCCAAUGAUUAUAGAUACCGCUCCUACUACACUCCCCCCCCACUUUAUGGACUAGGUCCCCCUUAAAUUGGUGUGAUGAAAGGGACCCUCCUACCUUGUGCACGGUAGGAAGUAACUAAAACUAAACUAAUGUGGAGUGGUAUUGAAACUACCCUUUACUUCAGCUGGCACAAUGGACAAGCGUAGGAGGGACGUGUACACACUUGCCAUGAAACCAUUCAUUACAAGUGUCACAUUGGAUCAUGAAGCUACCGUCGUCCGGCUUCCUACAAAAGCAGUAAACAUCUGAUUUACUUUUCUUUACCUUCCCAUUAUCCUCUGGAACAACACGAUCAGUACAGUUCUUCAACCUGUCAUGAUUCAUGGUAAAAAUUGUGUUUCUAUACUUGAUACGGUACAGGUAAGGUGACAACUUCUUGGUGAUAAGAGCUGGCCCCUUCCAUGGACUUAACUUCUUACAUUUACCCUGAAUGGAGGCGGUAUCCAAGAGGUAUACCAAGUCACCUUCGUUGAACUCCCGUGUUCUGACUUUCAGGUCAUAAUCUCGCUUCAUGCGCUUCUGGGUUGACCUCAGGGUACUUCUGGCAGCUUCACGGGCCUUCUCCAUUGCCUGGGCCAUCUCUGCGCAAUAGUCAUCUGGAGUGCCAGGCUGCCUCGCUGACACAGGUAGUGGAAAUAUCAGAUCAGCUGGCUGAUUGACUUCGCUACCUAGCAUUAGCAUGUUCGGCCUGAAGCCUGUACUUCAGUUUACGGUUGACCUAAGGGCACCUGCAAUGUGGUGUAAAUGCUUAUCCCACUGAUUCUGUGCUUUGCUGACAUAACACCUAACUGCAUCCAUAAGUGUCCGAUUAAAUCGUUCCACUUGUCCGUUUGCAGGACGGUAUGGAGUGGUUUUUGACUUAUGGAAUCGCAGAACCUUACACACAUUAGAAAAAAGCUUACUUUCGAAAUUUCUGCCCUGAUCUGUCACUAUCUGCAACGGGCACCCAAACCGACAGAAAAACUCCCCUACAGCAGCUAACGCUGUGGCCUCUGCGGUCUGAGAGGGCAAGGGCACACAUUCUACCCAUUUUGUAAAUUGAUCAACCAUAAUGAGAAUAUGUUCAUUUCCUUAGGUUGACUUUGACAGUGGGCCAAUGAAAUCUAGGUGAACUUUCUCCAUGGGUAACCCUGCAUGGUAGCUUGUCAUUGGACAUCGUCCCUGUUUAGCAGCUUUUUUGCUUUGAUUGCAUGCAGCAUGGGAACUGAUGUAGUUCUGGAUGUCUCUAGUCAUCUUAUACCAGAAGAAUCAAGUAUGAUUUUGGCUAUUGUCUUAUCCUUCCCGGCAUGUCCUGCGGUGGGUAUGUCGUGAUUCAUUUCCAUGACUCUGCUCUGUAGUGAUUUUGGCACUACCAGAAAUCCAUUGUCAUCAAUUGUCUUCCAUAAAAUGCCAUCUUCAAGCACAAACAACUCCCGGUUUAACCAUAGAUUCUUCUCAACCGGACCCCACAGCUUUAUUGUGGCUUCCUGUGGUUCCUCCUGUGAUAUUAACCAAUUCUGCAAGUGGACAAGUUGACCAUCCUUCUCUUGUUCCUCUUGAAAGUGUUGGCUGGAGACAGAUUCUGACUGUUCAGCAUCUACUCUGCGUUGCAACAAAACGCACUUUGUAGGUUUCAAUUUCAGCUGGAAAUCCUGAAACCUCUGCAGUACCUGACGAAGGUUGGCAAUGUGAUCGUCAAGCGUCUUCCCAAGUACAAGAAUGUCAUCCAGGAAGGCUAGAGCAACAUUCCAAUUCAAACCCUUAAGCACUAGGUUCAUCACUCUCGAAAAUAUUGCUGGAACAUUACACAGCCCAAACCCCAUACGGACAUACUCGUACAACCCGUACCUGGUGAUGAACGCUGUUUUCUUUCUAUCACCCUCGGCAAUUCUGACUUGCCAGUAGGCAGCAUUGGCAUCAAGCUUAGAGAGCCAUUCAUUCCCAGCUAGUGUGUCCAUGCAUUCCUCUAUGUUUGAUAGUGGAUACAAAUCUUUACGGGUAGCUGCAUUUUAAAUCCCUGUAAUCCAAGCACCAGCGGACACCUCCAUCUCGCUUCCUGACCAGAACAGGAGCUGAGGCCCAUUCUGACACUGACUGUUGAAUCACCCCUGCUGCCUCCAUUCGGUCUAGGUUCUCCUCUUGAGCAAAACCCAAAGGCGUACGCCUCAUCUUGCUUUUCACUGGCUUAGCUCCUUAGGUCUCAAUGUGAUGCUCUAUUGAGGUGAAGUUUCCCAAGUAAAACUCAUCACGAGCAAAGACCCCUUGGAAUUCAAUUAACAAUCCUUUCAGUUGAGCCUGUUCAUGUUCAUCCAGAUUUUCUGUGGACUUCUCCAGAAGCUCCUGUAAAUGUUCAGGCACCCUAAUGUCAGAGGUAGCAGUGACUUUGUUGACCGACAGAUUCUCCUCUGUAUCUGCAGCGGGAAUAUCCUUGACCGCAGCCACUUCCUCGGCAUUCCCAAUUUGUCGAUUACGUUUUAGCCGCACAUUCUGACCGGUAGGAUUUAUGACAAAUAGCUCUGCUUCUGAACCAGGACUAUGGAUUGUCCGAGGCAUCAAGGCAUUCAAGCUUGGUGAGGGCUCCACCACAAACUACUCCAAUGGUUCAGUCAUCCUACGUGGCACUUUCUUGACACAAUUAAGGGGUAUGAGCGUUGUUCUGUUGACCAACACCCAAGCAACUUUCGGAACCAAAACCAUCAGGAUCUCCUCCCCCUCCACCAAUAGCCUGGACUCUUGUAUGCAUAUGUCAACCUUGUGUUGACGAAGAAAGUCAAUUCCCAAGAGCAUAUCAUCCUCAAUCAGGGCCACAUAUAUUCUUUCCAUGAAGGUCUUGCUUCCCAGUCUUCUACUGGACCUGCCACUAUACCCUUCAUUUUCAUAUCCCUUCCAGCUGUAUUCAAGGUAACUCUUUGAUCUUGGGUGGCUUUGGGUUGAGGGUGUUGUGGACUCGAUCUGAGAUGAUUGUCACCUCUGCUGCUGUGUCGAUUAUGGCAUUCAAAAAUGUACUGUUCAGACCGACACAAACACUGAACAUCCAGCGUGAAUGCAGACGACACACAACCACUUCUUCGUCCUCACCGGGAUCUGACAAGAGAUCAGCUGACUCGUCUGCUGGCAUGCUACCCUGUGCAGGACCAUCCUCAGCCAUACCAUCUAUAUACAUGUACUCCUGGAACUGCUGCACAGGAAUCUCCAUCCCAGUAAAAUCUCCAUCACGGUGUCAUCCACCACAGUGAUUAUGUUUAUCUCUUCUAUUAAUCUCCAUCCCACUGACUGGGGAUGAACUUUCUGUCUCGUCUGGUGCUGACUCAUUAGAACUAACAGAUUCCAUCACAGCACUGGCUGCAGGUGGUGGCCACACAGUGGUAUCAGUGCCUGGAUUAGACACUGGUUGAAUAUUGGUUGAUAACAUCUACUGUUGUUGGAUAGAGCUGUCAAUCUGUCCAAGGAUUCACCUGUCCCUCCAAAGCUGUCAUUCGUUGCUUCAAAUUACCAGCUUGUGUAUGAGAGGAUAGCGGUAGGGGGUUGACAUCAACUUUGCAGAGCUCUGGCCCCAUGUCCUCCACAUCUUCUGGGGUACACAUCUGCUUCACAUUCGCUACCAUUUCCCUCCUGGAUAUUCCAAAGGUCGCCCUUUGUGUAUGCUGGAACCACUUCACAAGGUCAAUGGCUGCCUCUAUGCUUGUCGGCCUCGAAUUAAUGGCAUACUGCCCUGCCUCUCGGUCAGCACAUCCCUGGCAGAACUUAAGGACAACCUGUUUCUGCACAGAAUGCCCGUGUAGCCAUAUGUAAAACUCUGUCUUCCCAAUCCAGAAUACCCUCUUUUGCCAUCUGCCUGGAGUAGUUAAACUGCAUUUGGGUGGCUUCUGGCAGAUCUCGCAGUCUGUAUCUCUUUUCCAUCUUCCUGAUUAGAUGAAAAUACUCCAGUUGUGGCUCCCUCUCAAUUAGCAUAGCAUAGAAUUCGCUCGCCUUUCCCCCUAAGCACCAACAUAAGUUGUUCCUGUGUUGCCUUGCUGACAACCACAGUCGUCGGCAUAAGACGUAAACUUUACAAAAAAGGCUUGCCAGCUGAAUUUUCUAUCGUAAGUGAUGGUCUUCGGUAGGGUUGGGUGUUUUUGGGUUGAGGUGUCAUCCCUCCACUUGGUGAAUGCGGGCUUGCUGGACCAAGUAGUAUUAUCGUCUCGACCUACAUGGGUUGAACGUACCCCUCCAUAAGGUGUCCGUGUCUCCUGUGCCCGUAGCGGCAGAGAAAAUGCACCCUCAAAAGAUGGAGGAUACUCGUCAAAAGGGUAGGGUCCCUGUGAAAGACUUGAAAUUGGCCUUUCUGACUUCGGGAAGGGUAGACUCCAUGAAUCCGGAAACGACGAUGCAGAAGAUGCCCUGCCAUAUGUCGAAAAGCGGCACAUGCUGCAUCUCCUCAGGUUUUGACUUGAAGGGUGUUCUGCCGCCCCCCUGCCCUCCCUCUGAAAAACGUAAGUAGGGCCGAAAGUCGAACACCAGCAAAAUGCCGGGCAUGCUUCGUAUUCCGAGAACCGUCAUUAAUUGGUCUGGAGUCAAGUCACUCUGCACUCACCUCAAAUCUAUAAUAGUGUUCGCCAAAGCAUCACCAACACCUGCGAUGGUCACCAAAUCCCUAUGAGAGCAGUAAUUGAUGGGUAUCUUCCCCAUUGUACUAGAUCAGGUAAGCUUCUUGACCUGUAAAUUUCUUUGACUGAAGCUAAGCAACUUCUACAACUCCACUUUAUUGUGCGAAUGACAACAAUGAACAAGAAAGCAAAUCUUUGUGCUGUAUUUAACUACUUUACUAAAAAUACCCACUGAAAAACAACCGGGACAACUGGUUAACUUUCCCAAACUUGUCUUUAUUUCUAAUAACAACUUCAAACAGUUACGAAGACAAACCAACAACUUCAGCAGUCCUCCGAAAGAACAGCAAAAAAUCUCUGAUAAACAAACACAGCCAAAAAUGUUUCCUUCUGCCAGCAGAAAAUACUUGUAAGCAGCACAGAAAAUCUGUCAAAAGCAACAAUCCAAGCCUAUUUGACUUUUAAAGGCUUGCGAAAAGGUGCAAAAAACAGUAAUAUGGAGUUAAAUGCUUCAAUCUCUACGCACAGCCUGUGGAACUUCCACUUCUGACCUAAAAAAAAACAGAAACAAAACCAAGCUCUGCCUUUGGUUCUGAAAACAAAAAGAAAGCAAAAUCAAUACCGGACAAACAGGAAUCACUAUCUGUUGUCCUGAAGUGGAGGAAAAAAGACGCUGAUUCUCGAUGUAAAAAUGAAUUCGUUUCGUACGUGCGCGAAACGACGAUCGAAAAUCGAAAUCGAGUUGACAGAAUCGAAAAAUCACUUUCGAAAUAUCGGAAUCGGGAAACGCAGUAUCUGUUUACCCACAACGUUACAACUGCUAACGUUGACGAUGCCAGAAUCGAUUUUCAAAAAAAUCGAAACACAAAAAAAUCGAAACAAUGUACUCGAAAUUCUUGCAACGUCACAACUUCUAACGUUGCCUCGAGAAAAAGCUUAAUUCGUAAAUAAAUUACGAAUCUCUUGCCCUUGAAACGUGCACUAAUUAACUUAUCACGUUUCAAAAUUCAGUAUAGCAUCUGGUAACCCACCCGUUACAAAACGCAACGCAGUCCUUUAGCCCUAUGGGAUACACACUCCUUCCCAACUUGCUACUCCAGAGCUUGCUGGUGUGAUCGGCGGCCCUCGUGGUUUCCAAGCACGCCACAACUUUGGUCCGGUCGUGGGACAAAUAUCCUGUCUACGACGCAAAUGUAGUGUUUUUUUGGCGGCCAACUCACCUUAUCUUCGACUAGGCUUACUCCGACAGGUCUUCAAGGUAUCUUGUUGGCCUCCGCAAAGCACUAGCGGGGUAAGUAAGGGCACUGUCCCAAAAAACGGCACUUUGGUCGGUCAAUUCCUCGGGUUGUCCUUGUAAGUUUGGAUUUGUCUUGCAGAGCGGGUGUUGUCAAAGGGCAAUUCAGGACCGUUGUGGGCAUGCACCACGGCCGGGUGAUACCAAAUUGCUAAAAAUAAAAAAAGGGGUGCUCCCAAUGAUUACAGAUACUGCUCCUACUACACAUCGUUUAUCAUGGUCUGGAUUUUAUACAGGGAGAGAUCCGAACUGUAAUGAAAUCCUUUUCAAGCAAUCAUAUUGGUUCUAGAUUUCCUUCAAUUCAUUUGUCACUGCAUGCAAGAAGGUGAUUUGUUCAGUUCAUUUAAUAACUCAUUGCUGUUCACCAUUUUGUCUCUUGUUUAUAAGGGGUAUUGUUGGGUUACUGUGGCAGUAAAAAAAAAUACAAAAUCAUAUCUGAGGGGUAAUUUUGUGUUUCUUUUUUGUAGAAUUGGGUUUGCCUCGUUUUAUGGCAUGUCUUUGCUGUAAUUGUUAAAAGUAAGGACUCCCCCAUGAGUGUUUUGUCAGUACAUGUAAAUGAUUUAUGGAAUAAAGUAGCUUAUGCAUGUAACUUUGUGAUGACAUAGUUUUCUAAAAUCUCCUGAUAAAUGUUCAGUCAGGGUUAUUUGUUUUGAAAUUGACUGCGACCAUGCAGCAAUAAACAAAUAAUGCUUACAUUAAACAACGGAUUCAGUGUUCCUUUCUAGUAGGUAAAAGCCAUGUGCAAAAUAUGGGGGAUGCCACAAUACAAAGACUUUACGGUGGUGCUGUUCAAAAUUACCCGACAAUAGGCACUCUGCAUGGCCACAGAUAUCUCAAGUUCACCUGAAAUGCAAGUAGGUUGUUUUGUGACAACGCAGGUGGAGACAGGCCUUCUAUUCUGAGAACACUUUAAUGUGACCAGCUUUUCAUGAAAACGUAAAAAUUACACAGGCAUCUCUAGGUGGCUUUGUACUGCCAGUGGCAGAGUACACUCAACAUCCCCCCUUUAAGAUAAAGGGAAAAACAAUGAUUAACUCGAAUGCAAUUUUUUUGUGUCUGACAUUAACAGCAACAGGGUAAUCAAAGUCAAACUAAUAAUUGUAGAACUCUCAACAAUUAAAAACUGUUAAUUAAGAAGUUUCAUGGGGUUCAUUGGAUGAUGAUCAGAAUGUCCACAGUUCUGAAGGGUAAAAAAACAUGGAUAAGGUAUAUCAGGGCUUAUGGCAUCAUCCUGAUUUGAAUGAUGAAUAAACCUGAAUAAAACAA